AUGCAGACCGCCGUGGUGGCGGUGGUGGCGCUGCUGCUCCCCCUCUCCGCCUUGCUGCGCUUAGGCUGCUUAGCCACGGCCACGGCCGCCGCCGACACCAACCAGACCAGCAGCGGCAACGACACGAGCUGCGCGCCGGCGAGAUGCGGAGGCCUGAACAUCACGUACCCGUUCUCGCUCGCCGGCGUGCAUCCGCUGGAGUGCGGCUACCCGGCCUUCGGGCUGACAUGCGACGCUGCUGCUGGCAGGGCCUACCUCAGCUGGACGUUCAGGGUGAACCUGUACCGCGUGCUCAGCAUAUCCUACGACAACCGCUCCAUGCUUGUGGCGGUGGAGACCGCCUUCUCCGGCGACGGGGCGUGUAGAAUCCCGGACUUCAACGUGUCCUCUGGCCUCGGCCUCUUCCCGGUCAACAUCAGCGCCACCAACAGGGACGACCUCACCUUCGUCUACAACUGCAAGAUUCCUCGCAACGAGCUGCUGACAGGGCCAUGUGCCAAGCACGAAGUUGGAGCUUACAUCUCCGAGAGGCCGGGCGACGUGGAGAGCAGCCGGCCGCAGUGGGUUCAGGCGAACUGCAGCUCCGCGAGCGUGCCGGUGCGCGGGUUCCAAGAUGGGAUGAACCUGACUCGUGAGUCCGUGUACGAGUCAUUGAUCAGCGAUGGUUUCCUCCUGGACUGGCCCACGCUUGGAGACUGCGAUGCGUGCAAACUGAAAGGAGGGCAGUGCAGGUUCUUCGAGCUUUCCUUCCAAUGCGUCAAUUCGUCGACUUCUUCCCGUGGCGGCACAAAGAGUCUUGGGCUCAAAAUUGCAGGAGGAAUGGGAGCAGCUCUUCUGUGUGUGAUCAUACUGAGCAUUGGGUUUCUCCUCAUGCUACACAAGCGAAGGAAGAGGAAGCGAUCUGCGUCACUGGCCGGGCUCAUCCGUGAAGGAACGCCAUUGGCAUCGCUCAGGAAAGAGUUGAGCAUGACGGGGUCGCCGCGUACGCACAUCUUCACUUACGAGGAGCUCGACGAGGCCACCGAUGGCUUCAGCGACGAACGCGAGCUCGGCGUCGGCGGCUUCGGCACAGUGUACAAAGGGACUCUGCGGGACGGGAACGUGGUGGCGGUGAAGCGGCUGUACAAGAACAGCUACAAGAGCGUGGAGCAGUUCCAGAACGAGGUGGAGAUCCUGUCGCGGCUGCGCCACCCGAACCUGGUGACGCUCUACGGCUGCACCUCGCCGAGCAGCAGCCGCGACCUGCUCCUCGUCUACGAGUACGUCCCCAACGGCACGCUGGCCGACCACCUCCACGGCGCGCGCGCCUCGGCCUCGGCCUCGGCGGCGGGGUCCGACCCCGCGCCGCCGCCGCCGCUGACGCUCUCGUGGCCCGUCCGCCUGGGCAUCGCCGUGGAGACGGCGAGCGCGCUGGAGUACCUCCACGGCGUGGAGCCGCAGCAGGUAGUGCACCGCGACGUGAAGACCAACAACAUCCUCCUGGACGAGGCGUUCCACGUGAAGGUGGCCGACUUCGGGCUGUCCCGGCUGUUCCCGGCGCACGCCACGCACGUGUCCACGGCGCCGCAGGGCACUCCCGGGUACGUCGACCCCAUGUACCACCAGUGCUACCAGCUCACCGACAAGAGCGACGUGUACAGCUUCGGCGUCGUGCUGGUGGAGCUCAUCUCCUCCAGGCCCGCCGUGGACAUGAGCCGCGCCCGCGCCUGCGGCGGCGGCGACGUCAACCUGGCCAGCAUGGCCGUGCACAUGAUCCAGUGCUACGAGAUCGACAGCCUCGUGGACCCGCGGAUCGGGUACCGGACGGACGGCGGGACGAAGCGCGCCGUGGACCUCGUCGCCGAGAUGGCGUUCCGGUGCCUGCAGCCGGAGCAGGACGUCAGGCCGCCCAUCAGUGAGGUGCUGGACGCGCUGAGAGAGGCGCAGAGGAUGGAGCAGGAUGGGUGCGCCGUCAAGGCCAAGGAUGACAUGGGGUUGCUGAAGAAGAGCAGGGACGGCUCGCCGGACUCCGUCAUGUAUCAGUGGACCAGCCCAUCCACCACUACCCAUAACAGCAGUUGA
Miscanthus lutarioriparius is the source of this 2061-nucleotide messenger RNA. Lineage: Eukaryota; Viridiplantae; Streptophyta; Magnoliopsida; Poales; Poaceae. The record is from the annotation of a GenBank genome assembly.